This is a messenger RNA of Phycodurus eques (leafy seadragon), 4839 nucleotides long. It is a transcript of the gene znf592, whose product is annotated as zinc finger protein 592. Lineage: Eukaryota; Metazoa; Chordata; Actinopteri; Syngnathiformes; Syngnathidae. The coding region runs from base 174 to 3629 and encodes 1151 amino acids. The transcript is spliced from 9 exons. The record is from RefSeq and is a predicted model, not a curated record.
CAUUUGGAAGGGGGAAAAAAAGCACAAGUUGACGCUAGGCUAGCGAUCUAACUUCGCUGUAACCGUUUACCAGUUGCUAACGUGGUCUAAAUGGCGAAACAGCAGGGCGUCCUAGUCGUUUAUUCGAACUGUUUUGCAUAGCCGGGUCAAAUGGUUUAUGAGUCUGGGCAGCCAUGGGUGACAUGAAAACCCCAGAUUUUGAUGAUCUUCUCGCUGCCUUUGACAUCCCAGAUGCUACAGGCUUAGAUGCCAAAGAGCCCAUCCAGGAGGGGAAUGAUGAGGUGCAUCUGAAACACCCGGGAGCAUCCGCCAAUGACAAUUUACUGAGUAAUCAAGCAGUCUCUGCAGCAGAUGUUCCUGUUGUGAGUGUGAUUGUGAAGAACACGCAUCACCAGAAGCCGUUGGAAGGAUUUGGAAAUGGUUUCCACUCAGGACCAGCUUUGCAAAAUGGAUUUAAUACACAGGGAUCUGGCGACACAGCUAACAGUGUCUUCAGUAAAUCAUUUGUCUGUGCUCUGAAUGGGGACUUCUCAAACGAAUUUCUUGGGAAAGCACCAAUUCAAAACAAACCUGAUCCAAUGCCACCGUUUUCCCAGUCACACACUCACUCCGGUCCCAUUUCCAGUCCUGAGCCUGAAGACAGUUUAAUAAGGAGAGACAAUGCGUAUCCCAAACAAGAGAGCUCUUGUUUCCCAGACGAAUCCAAUUUGGUGGAACCCUCGGCAGCAGACAAUCCACAAAAGUCAGAUCUUUGUAUUUUCGAUGAGCUCCAGAAGGACAAUGAGUCGUCCUGGAGUAGAAGUGAGGAGCCACCUGACAACUGUGUCUGUAAUAAAAUGAUAAGCAUAUACAGUGGACUCCCUCACCUAAGCAAUAACAAGACCUUCAAUGAGACUUCCUGCAAUUUGGGAUCCCCGAUUGAUGGCUCUGACUCGUUUCCACAAAUAAAGCCGUAUGCAUCUAAAGUGCCCUCGUGCCUUGAGGCUCUGGUGGCUCUCAAUGCUAGAAAGGAUCCCAGCGAGCAGACUAAGAGUCCCAGAGAGUCUCCAGCAAUGAACAUUGACUGCAUGAAAUACAGCCCCAAAGUGCCCAUAUCCCCUCGUAGUCCCAUGAGCCCACUCGAGGCGGUGAAGCGCCUGAUGAAGCCACCCGACAGCCCCGUGAGCAUCUGCAGCGACAGCAGCGGCAAGGCCGGGGGGUCACCCCCAGUCAUACCCAAGGUCCGAAUAAAGACCAUCAAAACCACCAGUGGGCAGGUGAAGCGCACAGUUACCAGUGUGCUGCCUGAUUCUGAAACGGACGACGUCCACUCAGCCUAUGAAUCCUCACCAUCGCAGAGUUUGUUGAGUGAGGAUGGAGCAUAUUCACCCAAAGUCUUACACAGCAAAUCAGAGGAAAACCCCAGGACUUCAACAGUGUUCCAGAAUUUACCUGAUGGAAGAUCAGCUGCACCCCAGGAACAUAUGCCAAAGAGAAUCUCUUCUACUAAAGGACAUACAGGAAGCUCUAGCUUCCUUCCCAAAGCAGCGCACCUUGCCAGUCUGAACCUCGUCCCUCACAGCGUCGCUGCCUCGGUGACGGGUCGCUCCGCCUCGCAUCAGUCCAGUAAACACACGCUCUCUUCAACUGUGGUCAGCACCGUCCCAUUGGUGCACCAGAUCAAAACUUGGCCACAAACAUCCGUCCCUAACGCAGCAGCGGGCACCUUAAACCGGCUGCUGAACAACAGCAACCCCGUGCCGACAUACGUGCCCGACCUGAACCCCCCGCCUGAGAGCGAUAUCCGCCUCCCUGCAAGAGGCUACCGCUGCCUCGAGUGCGGGGACUCUUUCGGGGUAGAGCGUAGCCUCAUGUACCAUUACAGCCGGAGGAGUGUCCACAUUGAGGUGGGAUGCACACACUGUGCCAAGACCAUGGUGUUCUUCAACAAGUGCGCACUGCUGGCACACGCCAGGGAGCACAAGAACAACGGCUCGGUGAUGCAGUGCACGCAGCUCCACAUGAAACCCAUUGCGGAGGCGCACAUGUUCGUACCUCUCCAUACAGAAGCACUCAACUCAGACUCUCGUGCCAGACCGUCACGUUCACUUAAAAGCCAGCCCGUCAUGCCUCUCUAUCCAGACAACGUCACCCACUACAGACUGCGGUGCUUGGAGUGCAACAAGCAGUUGUCGGACCACCGAGCACUCGCUGCCCAUUAUCAAUCUUUGUCAGAAGAUAAGAAAGGAUUGUUUUGCAAGAUUUGCUCCAUGUUGCUACCUAACAAGUGCAGCUUGAGAGCCCACCAGCGCAUCCACACCCUCAAGCCCCCUUAUUGCUGCCCCGAGUGCGGUGCUGUGAGUCGCUGUGCGGACAUUCAGAAGCACGUCAGGGAAAACUGUCUCCACUAUGCGCGCAAAGCCUGGUACAAGUGUCUUCACUGUGAAGUGGUCUUCAAGACCCUUCUCGGACAAAAGACGCACAUUGAGGAAAAACACUGUGUGGUUCUCCACAAGUGCUCUGCCUGCCCCGUUGCCUUCAAAACCUCAGACAGCUAUGAAGCUCAUAUGAAAAAUAAACACAGUGCUAGCAAAAUCCCUCCCCAGUUCAACUUCAAGUGCUCAUGUGGUAAUAUUUUCCAGAAAAAGUGGUUACUCUUUCAACAUUUUCAUCAAGACGCCAACAAGCGUCUCACUUGCGUGUUUAAGUGUCCAGAAUGCAACUCGGUCUUCUCUCAAAAGCAGCUGCUGAUGCAACAUUUCAAGAGUGUGCAUGGAGGGGAGGCGAGACCAGAGCCAGAGGUUGAGAGUAAACAAAUGAACGAUAGUGUUUUGCAUCCGGAUGCCAGUCCCAUCCACGCCCCAGUGAAACGCAGAGAGGCUCCACGGAAGGAGGCAGAAAAGGAUGGCGGUCCUCGUGUGAAGUCGUCUGGCUGGACAUGUGGGGAAUGUCUUCAGUGUUUCCCUGAACGAGACCUUUAUAUUUCCCACUUGAAGUCCAAGCAUGUUAAGUCAUUGAAGCGCUACCCCUGUCGGCAGUGCGACCAGUCGUUCAAUUCCACGACAAGCUUAAGAAGACACAUUCGCAGUGACCACGAUGGGAAAAAGAAAAUUUACACUUGUUGGUAUUGCACAGAAAGAAAGACAUUUACCAGCAGUGUGAUGAUGAAGAACCACAUAAGUCUUAUGCAUGGAAUCAAAAAUCCUGACCUUAGCCAAAUGCCUAAAACCUCUAUCCAGGAAUGCAAAAAUGUUUUGGGCAAGGAUUCUGGACCGCCAAUAGCUGGCAAGGAGGAGGGGCAGGACAUGGCGAAUUCUCUGGAGGCUCCUUCACCCAAGCGUCCGAAAACACAGUUCCGCUGCUCCAAGUGCGGAUUCAUCACUGAUGACAACGCCCAGUUCCAGGAGCACAUACCUCAGCAUAAAAGCGCCGAAAACACACCCCAGUGCCUUCACUGCGGCCUGUGCUUCACUUCACCGCUGUCCCUAAGCAGACACCUGGUUAUUGUUCACAAGGUGAAAGAUCCCGAGGAAGCGGAGGCGGCGAGGGACCGUUGGCCUGAUGAUGCCGACAAUGAGCGAAGUGAUGCCGAGCUCUCGCAGAGAGAUGAGGACUCUCAUUCAAAUCCCACUCAGACAUCAGGACAAUGACAUCCACAUCCAAUCAUCUUUCAAGCUGUGUUCACUUUUUCACUGCAGCACAUUAAAACAAAUGUUUAACAAAGAACAAGAUUUUUAUAUAUAUCUCAGAUGACCAACUGAUAAGCCUGAUUUCACAGAUUUUUAUUUAACUUUGCAUGUUGUAUAUUAGCAUCAUUGUGCUUCUCAAGACUGUGGCACUCAUAUUUUGCUGCCGAAGCUUUUUUUUUUUUUUUUUUUAAACAAAUUAUUUUAUUCACCUUGAUGGAGUAACGGAAUUGUGGGGUUUGAGUUCUGGUGCAAACUGUUGACAACAUUGAUAAGCUUGUGCGUUCUUUCACUUUUGUAAUUAACUGCAAUUUAGUUGCUUAAAUCUUAGUAUUAUGCCACCCAAUGUCCCCUGAAGGGCAUUCUGGGUGCAAUUUUGUUAUGCACUAUUCAUUUAAAAACAGGACUAAUAACCAUAAACAGAUGCUAAAGCCUUACUAAAGUUGGGCUUCAGGAACAAGAGAUAUGUUUCACUAUAUGAGCAUUAUAUGCAUUUAGUUUAAUUUUUAAAUUUUUUUUAGCAAAUGCUUGUAAAGGGGAAGCAGAAGGUUGCUGAAUGUGAGGUUCAGCAGUAUUGAAAAUACCUCAGACUACCAAAAGUUUAAUUUUGGAGGCACAUGAGUUCUAUGUUUUGUCAAAAUCAAGGUACGUUUUUCAAGAUCAAACAGCUUAUUGGAACAGGGAAAAAUAAUAUGAAAGGAGGCAAGUGAGGGACACCUUUCUGUGACUAUUUUGUGUCGGAAGUGAGACGGCAACUACCUCUAUGGUAAAUGGCAGUAAUUGUUAAAUGUGCAGAGGAGUCGCAUAUAAUCUCAGUGCAAUGCAGAAUGUGUAUUAUCCCACAUUAUUGAAUUUUAUAAAUUGAUUUUGGGGACCAUCUUGGGAAUACUAAGUCAUAUUGACUUAUGAACCUUUUUGUUAUGUAAGUGCUACAUGAGUUCUUAAUUUUCUACUCUCCUUAAAUGCCAGCAUGUGGCUGCCCAGGCUGACAUGCAUCAUUUUGUGCUUGUUGAAGGAUAUUUUUUACCUUUGAUACCCUGUACAGAGAUGACUUGUAUACCUACCUUAAGAGCAUUUCUUAAGCUAUGACCUCUAUUUAGCAUGCAGUGGCCCAUGUGCCUUACUGUUAUGGUUACCUAAACUACAUACGAAUAAACUGGUGCAUUGAAUUAUA